GCCGAACAGCAAUCCGUCGAAGUUAGCAAAAACAAAUUAGGAAAUCGCGUCAUUCGGAAGGGCUGGCUCAGCCUGCAGAAUGUCACCAUCCUCCGUGGCGGAAGCAAGGAGUUCUGGUUCGUGCUGAACACUGAGACCCUGACCUGGUAUAAGGAUGAAGAGGUGGGUUCGUGGUAG
Molecule: messenger RNA, 177 nt
Organism: Dibothriocephalus latus
Lineage: Eukaryota; Metazoa; Platyhelminthes; Cestoda; Diphyllobothriidea; Diphyllobothriidae
Source: the annotation of a GenBank genome assembly